GCGCGGUUGUUGAUCGGUCCGCCAUAUUUUGCUAGCGGCCAUCUGGUAUCUUGUGUAAGCUGGAUGUUUACUCUCAUGAAUUCUGCAGCUUACGGAAACUCUACAGCCCAAAUUCCCUGCAAAGUAUAGCCAGCAUUGAGUAGCUAAGCCUGUGCUGGCGAGCAUGUAGAAGGCCUGCGUUGAUUUGUGCAGAUUUCCUAAGGUGUGCGCCUAGUCGCAGGCCGCAUCACUAUACGAGUCGCAUAGGGAGCUCGACCGAACGUUCUUUUGGUUGAACGAAUCUGCGAAUAAUUUUGCGAGCUAGCUGUCAAAAUAUGAGGAGGACGAAAGGGAGGACGGAUUCUCCAGAUGUACAGUCACUCAAUAUUAACGCUGACUAUGGCGAGGCAGCAAGUUUGACUGCGGAUGACAGUACAGCUCACAAGUCUGACAAAAAACACGAUCCAGAGGCGAAGAAACAAGUAACAAUUACCGUGCAGCCGGGAGUCAAGCCCAAACCCACAGUGAAAAAGCGAUCAACACCCUCUGCAGACCUUGACAUACACAAAGAAAUCCAGAAAUGCCGUGAGGAAGGCGCUACGCGCUUGGACCUUAGCAAGGCUGCGGUGACAGUUCUACCUAAAGAGCUUAAAGAGCUUACUUCUCUCCGAGAACUUUACUUGUAUGGUAAUCGCAUAGCAGUCUUACCCCCCGAAGUUGGCCUUCUACCAAACUUGGAGACUCUUGCAUUGAGUGAAAACAAUUUAACUACUUUGCCAGAUAAUCUUGUGAAGUUGACUAAAUUGAAAGUGCUAGAUCUGAGGCACAAUAAAAUAAAAGAGAUACCUGAUGUGAUCUAUAAGCUGACGACCCUAACAACCCUCUACCUGAGAUUCAACAGAAUCAGUGUUGUUGAAUCAGGUAUUGGCAACCUUAAGUUACUAGAGCGCCUGAGCCUCAGGGAAAACAAGAUCAAAAUUCUUCCACGUGUAAUUGGUCAACUUGUGCAUCUUGUAACAUUAGACAUUUCUCAUAAUCACAUAGAGAAUCUUCCUGCUGAAAUUGGUAACUGUGUGCAUAUGACAUCAUUGGAUCUGCAACACAAUGACAUCCCAAGCCUACCAGACUCCAUUGGCAGGCUCACAGCAAUGACAAGACUUGGGCUCAGAUACAACCAGCUGAGCUCCCUUCCUGACUCUCUGGCAAACUGCUCAGGAAUUGAUGAGUUCAACAUUGAAGGGAACAACAUCGCUGAACUUCCUGAAAAGCUUCUGUCCUCGCUCAAGAACCUCACAUCACUGACACUUUCUAGAAACAAGUUUGAAGUUUUUCCUGCAGGUCCUCCCAAGCAAUUCUGUCAAGUGAAUACAUUUAUCAUGGAGCACAACCGCAUGCAGAAAAUUCCCUUUGGAGUUUUCAACAAAGCAAAAUACCUGAGUAAACUUAAUGUAAAAGACAACCAGCUGACCUCACUGCCACUAGAUUUUGGCAGCUGGAUCAGCCUGGUGGAGCUAAAUGUUGCCACCAACCAAAUAUCAAAGCUUCCAGAGGACAUCCAAUGGCUUGUGAAUCUUGAAGUUUUGAUAUUAAGCAACAACCUAUUAAAGAAACUUCCCAGAGGAAUAGGGGCACUGAGGAAACUGCGAGUCUUAGAUAUCGAGGAGAACAAGUUGGAAUCCAUUCCUACUGAAAUAGAAUAUUUGAGAAGUCUUGAAAGGCUAGUGUUACAGUCAAAUUGUCUUGGAUCCCUCCCACGAUCAAUAGGAUACUUAUCAAGUGUGACAUACCUGAGUGUAGGAGAAAACGAAUUAGUUUCUGUUCCACAGGAAAUUGGUAACAUGGAGUCCCUGGAGCAGCUGUACCUAAAUGACAACGAGAACCUCCAGUCUCUCCCCUAUGAACUUGUGCUGUGUGGCUCACUACAAAUCAUGAGUAUUGAGAACUGCCCACUCAGCGCCUUACCCAGCCAGAUAGUAGCCGGUGGGCCAUCCUUAGUGAUACAGUACUUGCGAUUACAAGGCCCUUACAAUGGCAUGGUGGAUACAGGCGUGCCGACGUCUGAUGUCUGAGACACCCCUAUGGCACUACCUGCUGUCCCCUCUAAGUGUAACCAGAAUUAGGGAGUGGCCUCCCAAAAGAACUGACAAUUUACCAUAUACAUCUCUCAUAGAAUGCAUUAUUGUUUUUUUAGAUGAUAAGUCAAACAGGCAUGGCUGUAUUAUUCCCUCUUCUAAAUCGUUUGAAGUCUUUUUUAACUUCCAAGGUGUGUUUCAUGUAAAGUAAUGUUUAGCACGGGCAGUUCUAGGGGAGAGCCAAGUGGGCCCCAUCCCCCUAUUUUCCGAUAUCUCGCUUAAAAUACUUUUUAAAUUCCUGCUUUCCCCCUUUGGGGACUCAAAGACCCUCGAGAACAGUAUAAGUAAUAGGAAUAGGAACUUCAGUCCAAUUUUUAAAGAAAAAUAUAGUCCAUGAACAUUCCUUUUAACUUUUAGUAGAAUUCACCAAGCUUAGUAUUCCCGUUGUAAAAUGUAUCUGAUAUCAACAAUGCCUAUUGAUUUUUUAAUAUCAAAAACAAAAUUUUUGUUUGCAUUUUCGAUGGUAUCGCCAUAGAAGUUGUACUUCUGUAAGACGCGCGAAACGUCUCGCAUUUGUGUAUAGUGAAAUUUGUAUUAAAAAUGUAAGAAUUUUUGUUGUAGAAAUUGAAAGGGGUUAAACCUUGUUGUAUUUGAUAUAUUUUAGAAUGAAUCCCAUAGAAGCAGAAUUAGAAAUAGGUAUUAAGACUAAAUUAUAAAAAUAAAAAAUCAGUUAUCAAAGGUCUGUUGUAUGAAGCCAGAUCAAGCUUUGAAAUAAGUAGAUAAGUUAGUUGGCACGUGCUUAGAGCUGCACUAGAUUAUAAUAAUGUAUAAAUAAUUAUGUACUCCUUAUGUUAAAAACCGUAGAGUAGAUAUUGAUGUCUCAAUAAAACUUAUGACAAGUAAA
This is a messenger RNA of Nematostella vectensis (starlet sea anemone), 2955 nucleotides long. Its product is annotated as leucine-rich repeat protein soc-2 homolog. Bases 315 to 2048 code for a protein of 577 amino acids. The record is from RefSeq and is a predicted model, not a curated record. The transcript is spliced from 19 exons. NCBI's taxonomy places the organism in Eukaryota, Metazoa, Cnidaria, Anthozoa, Actiniaria, Edwardsiidae. Gene Ontology annotation, molecular function: protein binding.